AUGGCACGCAGGACAAAGACACUGGCUGAACAGCUCGCCGAGCUUGAUAAUCCUGCUCCCAAGGACUUUGACCCGGAAGAGGAACCGCCCCAGGACGACAGCGAGCAAGACGUUUCCGAAGACGACAACACCGCCGCAGCAAGAGAACACUACGUUGAUGUCGGAAAGAGCAAGCUACGCAAGCGCGAUGUAGUCCCUCUUGGACCCAGAUACGAAGGCGCUCGAAUCAGCAGAGACGCCGCUACUGGAGAAGACGAGGACGAGGACGAUCCGUUCAGCAAGGGCUUUGAUGAGGAAGAGAGUGAGGAUGAUGUCGAGGAUGCUGCUGAGUUGUCUGCCUCGGAGGGCGAAGAUGAAGAUGUCAGCGAUGAGGACGAGGAUAUGCGAGAUGGCGACGAGAGCCCUGCUACCGACAUGAGCGACGAGGAUGACGACGAUGAAGAGGAAAAUGAUGACGAUGAGGAGGAGGACGAUGACGAUGAGGAAGCAGAAGACAAGACCGAACUCCGCAAAAUGAUGGCCGAAGAGCAAAAAACAGUAGCCGCAAGCCUCUCGCAAGCAGCAAAGCAAGAUGCAGAAAAAGGUCGCGCAGUCAAGACCCAACGCACAACCUUUGACUCGCUGCUCAACGCACGCAUCAAGCUCCAGAAAGCUUUGAUCGGCACAAACACUCUGACCGGCGUCAUCUCAGACCCUGCUGCUUCAGCAGACGACACCCAAGAUGCCUUCCUCGCCGCCGAAACCGCAGCCUUCACCCUCUGGUCAACUCUCAACUCCCUCCGCGAAACCCUCGAGUCCAGCCGCACAGGACACAAACGCAAACACGCCUCCUACACACUAGACACACCCACCGAGGACCUUUGGAACCACAUGCGCAGCCAAGAACUCUCAGCCGCACCGUCCCGCGCCUCCGUCCUCGAAAAAUGGAAUCAAAAAGCCAGAGGCGCUUCCGCCAUCACUCCCAAGAACAAACUCAACAACUCUUCAGCGAACCAGAGUAUAGUCGAUGUACUGCAAGAACAACUCCACGGCGACCGCCUCACAAAGCGCGCAAGGACACCCCGCUCAUGCGCACCCCUCCAACUCGCCGCUGCUGCAUCCACCACCUCCGAGUCUUCACCCAUCUACGACGACGCGGAUUUCUACGGUCUCCUGCUCCAAAGUCUUCUCGAACAACGCAGCGCCGAUUCCAUCGCCGCUUCUGCCUCCUCUUCGGUAUCGUUGUCUCUACCCACUGGUUUCCAAAUGCGCAGAGAAGCAAAGACCAAGAAAAACAUCGACACCAAAGCUUCAAAAGGCAGGAAGAUGAGGUAUACGGUACAUGAGAAGCUUCAGAACUUUAUGGCGGUCGAGGAUAGAAGUACAUGGGCGGAGAGGGCUGCCGAUGAGUUGUUUGGCAGUUUGUUCGGCGCGCGCAUGGGCUUGGGUGAAGAUGACGAGGACAACGAGGUGCAGGAGCAAGAAGAUGAGGGAGAAGAGGCGGGCUUGAUGAUGUUUAGAUCAUAA
Molecule: messenger RNA, 1506 nt
Organism: Aureobasidium namibiae CBS 147.97
Lineage: Eukaryota; Fungi; Ascomycota; Dothideomycetes; Dothideales; Saccotheciaceae
Product: TRAUB-domain-containing protein
Exons: 2
Coding region: 1-1506 (501 amino acids)
Biological process (GO): maturation of SSU-rRNA from tricistronic rRNA transcript (SSU-rRNA, 5.8S rRNA, LSU-rRNA)
Cellular component (GO): nucleolus; nucleus
Source: RefSeq, a predicted model, not a curated record